AUGUCCGCUGCCAACGACAUUGUCGAAGACGAGUUCGAUUUUGAGGCCGAAGAUGCGGAGUACGAAGAUGGAAACGCACAACUCGGUGUAGCUGAAGAAGACCAAGGCAUCGACCAGUCGAACGUCAUCCAGGGUGAUAACCUUCGCCAUGCCAAGCCCCAGACGUCGAACGGUUACAAUGAGGGACCCAGCGAGGAUGAUCUUCCCCAGGAAGCGCUCUGA
This is a messenger RNA of Penicillium brevicompactum, 222 nucleotides long. RefSeq lists its product as uncharacterized. Lineage: Eukaryota; Fungi; Ascomycota; Eurotiomycetes; Eurotiales; Aspergillaceae. The record is from RefSeq and is a predicted model, not a curated record. The transcript is spliced from 2 exons. Bases 1 to 222 code for a protein of 73 amino acids.